AUGUAUGGUUCUUCAGAGCCCACAGAAUGUGGUGCAUCUGCUCCUCUCAUUACAGUGUGCCAACUUGUUGUUACCAACAUGAAAGCUUCUAUGCCACACGGAAAUAUAGUUCGGCACGUUCUAUCUACAGAAGCUUCUUUGGUUAUGUACAAUGGGCUUGCUGCUUACGGAAGGAGUCGAGACAAACAUUUUGUUCAAGAAAUGCACGAAACAGGAAUAAGUGUCUCUCCUAACAGAGUCACUGCAGUUACAUCGCAACUAUGUAGGAUGGUUGUCAAACGUGCCUUAGAGGAGAAAGUAGUGUGCCCCUCCAAUCUCAGAAAAGACCUAUUUACCGUUGCUGCAAUUGACAACUUUGAUGUGAAGGCCACAAGCCUAUCAGGCAACAGUGAAUUUCACGGCACUUCUAUCUCUAUCUUUCAACAUCCCACAUCAAGCCACAAGGGUGUGACUCGUACAUUUUGUACAAACUAUACGGACGUCAAAGCAGGUGGCGAGCGGAGUGUCCCGGAGCUUCCAGACUUUUACUCUACUGUCCCAGAUUUUGUCCUUCCAAGCAAACGACCCAGUCCACCAGAGAGCAACCUGGUAGUUGCCGCAAAAGUUGUUGGGGAAGGUAAUUAUUACGAGCAUUUUAAGGUCACUCACGUUAAGAGAGCAAGAGAGGUCCAUCAGGUGACAGCAUCUGUCUUGCAUACUUUGCUUCUUGAAGCUUACGAAAAUGACGAUCCUGACAAUUUAGAUGUUGAUCUAUGGGUCCUAGAAAGAGGCAAGGAAAAUCCAACCUUCUAUUAUUGGCUUCAAGUCCUAAAUCAUCACAUUCUUCUAUCAACCUUUGUGAAGUCAAUAAGGCAGAGUAACUUCCUUUUGUAUAAAGAGUGCCUUCAUCGAAUGUUACCUUGGUUUUUCCUCUUUGAUCGUCAAAACUAUGCACGAUGGUUGAAAGUGCACUCUAUGAAUCUUGAGGAAUUAGAAGAAAAAGCACCCGAACUUCACCAACAAUUUCUUUUGGGGAAAUUUACUGUUAACGCAACUGGAAAAAAGGACUCAGCAGUGGGCAUCGACCACCGCCACGAGCAAAACAACAAAGAACUCAAGAGCUCUGGGGGGGCCGUGGGACUAACUCAUCACCCUGCUGCAUUGAGGAGAUUCACUGUUGGAGCUCCCAAAGUAUCCAGACUCCUACACGAGUUUAACUCUGGAAACUGUCCAGAAGAAGAAGAUGACGAGCUUGAAAUUCACCACGAGCAGACCACGUCUUAUCAAACACGUUUUCUUGACAUGUGCACGGCACUGAGAGAUAUCUUUAACGAGUAUGAAAAUCCGUUCAGUGUUAGCGAUCCCAAUCUCUUGGUUAUUGAUGUGUCACGAGUUGUGAUGGAAGAAAGUGUUGCUCAAGAACUCAUGAGUGCUGAAGCUAAAGGAACAGCCUUGGUAAAAUCUUUUGUAGAGGACAGGCUUGUUAACAAUACUAAAACUAAAAUCUUUGAUCCGAUUAAAAAGUGCAGCUUUGUUAUAUUCGGAAAAAAAAGGAGAAUCAAGGUGCACUGCUGCUCAAAACACUCAAAUCUGCCAUGCAGCUUUAUUCGCGACUUUUCAUUGUCUGCACUGCCCGGGACCUGA
Ceutorhynchus assimilis (cabbage seed weevil) is the source of this 1623-nucleotide messenger RNA. NCBI's taxonomy places the organism in Eukaryota, Metazoa, Arthropoda, Insecta, Coleoptera, Curculionidae. The record is from the annotation of a GenBank genome assembly.